AUGAGACCUUUGACCAAGUUCGUCUCAAUAGCUCACGUUCACCGUUGGACACUUCAAGACGUAAAAGAUUUUAUCUUUUAUGUCGAGAGACUUCAGUAUGAGGAAACUCAUUGCAAAAAAAUAGACGAGCUUAACAUCACUCAGAUGUGUCUUUUGAGUUUAUCGAAAGAGAAGUUGGAUUGUUGGGUAAAACUUCAAUGGAUCAAUCCGGCCCUAGCAGAUAUUUUGGAAAGCGCAAGUAUAGACUUGAAAGAAAGAAUUAUAUUUCAUGUCACGAUGUUAUUGGAAAGAGCACGAUUCCAAAAGUAUCAUGAUACAAUGAUCAGCAUGUUACAUGAUGACAUUAGAUUCGGUGUCGAUAUUAUAGAACACGAAUUCCAAGGAGACUUACGUGCAUUUUGCUCCAGGGUAUGUCGCCUAGGCUAUCAAGGAGAUGACUCUGAUGAAGAACGCCAUUAUGGAAGAUAUCGGAGAUCGCGUAAGAAAGAGAUAUCGCGUAUCAAUCUCAGAAAGGCCAGAAUAACGCACUCAGAAGAAAGCUCCGAAAGCGCGUCCGAGACUUCUGAGAGCGAAAUUGGAAGUGUGAGCAGCAGUGCAAAGAGCGUGAAUUAUGGGAAUCGUGAAAGUAUGGACUAUAGUGGAAGUAGUUCGGAAGAUAACCAGCAAGAGAGACGGGUGACGGAUGAAAUGACUGAUAGCGAUGACAAUGACGCAUCGGACAAGAAUUACCGUCUGAAACGUCGACUAACAGAAACGACUACCACAAGAGUGACUAGACAGAUGUCUAUGAGAAGUGGUCGGGUUAAGGGUCGAAAAGGUCGUCCUAGAAGAGACGAAAGCAGAAAUGGAAAUUUGUCACAUGUUGACACGAAAGCAACCACGAAGAAGAGUAUUCCUGUUAUUCACGUUUUUGCAUUUAAAGGUGAUCCUGUUCGAUAUUGUCACAAAUCAACCAAUGCCGGAAAGAAUGUAAUAAACGGAUGA
Molecule: messenger RNA, 984 nt
Organism: Paraglomus brasilianum
Lineage: Eukaryota; Fungi; Glomeromycota; Glomeromycetes; Paraglomerales; Paraglomeraceae
Source: the annotation of a GenBank genome assembly